CCUAAACCCCAAGCUAGCGCGGCCAUCGUCUUCCCGCCGCACCCCACUCACCCACCCACCGUACUCGCACCCCACCAUGGCCUCCGCCGACUACUCCCUCGACCGCAAGCUCUCGGCGCUCCUCACCGAGGCGCGGCCGAGCGCCGCCUCGCUCCGCGCCGCCGGAGAGGCGGCCGACGCCGUCGCGGCGCUCGUCAAGAGCGUGCCCCCGCAGCAGGCGAAUCCCACGGCCGCCUCCGGGUUCGUGGCGGACCUGGGCCUACUCGCGGAGGCACACAAGCUGGCGUUCGACUUCCGUGCCCCGGAGGUGGUGCGGCUCGCCGGGAGCCACGCGGCCGGCGGCUCCGUCGCCAGGCCCGACGUCGCCGCCGACCUCCUCGUCCGCUUGCCCAAGGAAUGCUUCCAUGAAAAGGAUUUCCUGAAUCAUCGGUACCAUGUAAAGAGGUGCCUUUACCUCUGUGUCAUUGAGAAGAGCUUGCUUUCUUCUCCUUUAAUAUGUAAGGUUUCAUGGUCCACCUUCCAAGACGAGGCACGGAAGCCUAUUCUCCAUGUAUAUCCAGCAACAGAAAUUGCAGAACUUCCUGGGUUCUAUGUCAGGAUAAUCCCGACUGCGAGCUCUUUGUUCGAUGUCUCAAAGCUGAAUCUGUCAACACGAAACAAUGUCCGUGCAUAUACAAAAGAUGGCAUAAACCAACCUACACCGAAAUACAAUAGCAGCAUAUUGGAGGAUAUGUUUCUGGAGGAAAAUGCCGAAUCUAUCAGUAGCACCUUUGCAAACUGGAAAAACUUGCAAGAGGCAUUGGUUUUACUGAAGGUUUGGGCACGUCAAAGAACUUCAAUAUAUACACAUGAUUGCCUCAAUGGAUACUUAAUAUCUGCCGUGCUCGUGUUUCUUACUAUGGACUCUGGAGGAAGCAUAAUUAAUAGAUCAAUGACCACAAGACAAAUUUUCCGUGUUGCAAUCAAUUUCUUUGCAACUUCUAAGAUGUGGCCUAAGGGCUUGGUGAUGCAGCCAAUGAAGAAGCGUACAAUCACCAAAGAGGACAUUGCUCAUCUCCUGAAAACAUUUGAUGUUGUCAUAUGUGAUGUAUCUGGCCACGUCAAUCUGGCAUUUCGGAUGAAGAAAACAGCUUUUCUAGAGCUUCAAGAUGAGGCAGCCAGCGCACUUAAUUGCCUUGACAAAUGCAGAGAUGGUGGGUUAGAAGAGCUUUUUAUGACUAAGGUUGAUUUUGGUGCUAAGUUUGACUCAUGUGUGAGGAUAAACUUGAAGGGGAACUCCAAAGUUACUGCAUUAAGCUUCUGCUUGGAUGACGAAUCUUGGCGAGUACUUGAAAACAAUGUUCAGUCCUUGCUGCAACAAGGACUUACAGAUAGAACAAAGAUGAUCCGUGUCCUGUGGAGAAGCACUCCUUCUGAAUGGAAUAUAAAGGAUGGCUUCUCAAAAUUUGGUAGCAGCCCGGUGAUUGUUGGUAUAAUGCUUAGCUCGUUGGAGAAGAGUUAUCGUCUUGUUGAUAUCGGUCCUAACCCUGAGAAUCGUGAUGAGGCUGUUAAAUUUAGGAAAUUUUGGGGAGAGAAAGCUGAACUCAGGAGGUUUAAAGAUGGGGUUAUUGCUGAAAGCACAGUUUGGGAAACAGAGCCUUGGAAGAGGCACACAAUCGUGAAAAGAAUUGCUGACUAUGUGCUUACGAAGCAUUUGCUAUUGCAGAAGGAAGAUUUGGUUCAUGUUGUUGAUCAGCUGGACUUUUGCCUCCUGGUUGCUGGCCAAGAUCCAGUGUCAUCUUCUGGAGAUUUGCUCAUAGCCUUUGAUACUUUAUCUAAGCAGUUGCGUCUAUUGGAUGAUGUUCCUCUUAAAAUAUCCACUGUGCAACCUCUAGACCCAGCUUUUAGGCACACUUCUGUGUUUCCUCCUGAACCUCAUCCCUUGGCGUAUGAAAAGAGUUCGCAGAGGCUGCCGAAUUUUGCAGCGACUUGUGUUCGAUCUUUGGAAGUCAUGAUUCAGCUAGAGGGAUCUGGUAACUGGCCUUUGGAUCCUGUAGCCAUGGAGAAAACAAAGUCUGCGUUUCUUUUAAGAAUUGGUGAAAGCCUGGAGGGUCGAGGAAUGUUUGUUACAGCCAGUGAAGAUGAGGUCAAUGUUUUUACAUCUGGAUAUUCAUUCUUGCUCAAAAUAUUUCAUGAAAGAGGUUUGGUGCAAAAGCAAGCUGGAGAUGUUAACACACAAAGUGCUCCAUCGGAAGACAAGGAGCUCUUUCUGCGGAGCCAGCACUCUAGUAUGAUCAAUGGUCUGCAUGGUCGAUACCAGGUUUAUGGGCCCGUAGUCAGGCUAGCAAAAAGGUGGAUGUCUGCACAUCUUUUUUCUUCAUUUAUCUCUGAGGAGGCAGUUGAACUGUUUGUCGCCUACCUAUUUUUGAAGCCAUUUCCAUUCCAUGCCCCUUCUUCGCGGGUUGUUGGGUUUCUUAGGUUCUUGCGGUUGCUAUCCAGUUUUGACUGGACCUUUACACCCAUGGUCGUCGACAUAAAUAAUGACUUCAACCUGAAGGAUGAGAAGGAUAUCAAUGAAAACUUUAUGCUGAGCAGAAAAUCUUAUGAACAAAAUCCUCAUGAUGUAGAGCCUGCGAUGUUUCUGGCCACAUCAUAUGAUAAAGCAUCUGAAGCUUGGACAAAACAUUCACCAAGCAAGUCGGUUCUUAAACGGAUGGCUGCUUAUGCCAAAAGCAGCGCAGAACUGUUAACAAACCUUAUAAUUCAUGGUCAAUCAGGCCAAUAUACAUGGGAGUGCCUCUUCCGGACACCUUUAAGCAAUUAUGAUGCUGUUGUACUCCUCCAUCAAGAGAAGCUUUGUCGUCCUCACCAUGUUCUUUUUCCUGCCGAGACUCCUAAUGGUAAGUUGGUAAUCCGGGGUAAUCCAAGUAAUUCUUUCCACCCUUAUAUGUCACUCAAUAGCACAGUUAUGAGAAGCUUGCAUGAUGCACGAGAUAAACUUUUGGUAAAUUUUGACCCUACCGCAUACUUCCUGCGUGACUUGAAGUGUGCAUUCCCUGUGACCUUCAAGCUGUGGUAUGAUUCGAAUGGAGGAGAUGCAGUUGGUCUUACAUGGGAGAACUCAAAGAAGCGUGGCAGAGAUGAGGCUGAUGAAGCCAUGCCGGAUCCAACAUCUAUACUCAAGGAGGUUGGAGAUGUUGGUAAAGGAUUGGUGAGGGGUGUAUAUCUCCUCAAAGCACCAAAGCUUCAGUAGGGUUUUGGGCGAAGACCUUGCCGAAAUUACUGUCAUGCACGAGAGAACUCCUAACUGAAUGGCCAACGGAACACAAAUUAUCUAUAGGAAUGUAUAAAGUUGUAAUGCCAUCUGUUUAUAUAUUAGACUCCAAUUGAAAGAGCCAAGUCUGCAAAAAAACAAAAACUGUAUCCAAAUUUUGAUUGAGAGUUGCAGAAAAGUGUAGCGAUGUAGUUUUCAAUU
Messenger RNA from Brachypodium distachyon (stiff brome), 3454 nucleotides. Its product is annotated as nucleolar protein 6. The transcript has 25 exons. The record is from RefSeq and is a predicted model, not a curated record. Lineage: Eukaryota; Viridiplantae; Streptophyta; Magnoliopsida; Poales; Poaceae. Gene Ontology annotation, biological process: rRNA processing; tRNA export from nucleus. Gene Ontology annotation, cellular component: UTP-C complex; CURI complex; small-subunit processome. The coding region runs from base 77 to 3232 and encodes 1051 amino acids.